Messenger RNA from Chara braunii, 3847 nucleotides. Lineage: Eukaryota; Viridiplantae; Streptophyta; Charophyceae; Charales; Characeae. The record is from the annotation of a GenBank genome assembly.
CGGUGUGUGAAGGGGGUACUACAUGUUGCCCCUUGCCCUAGUGGAUUUUUUUUUAGUUUUUUAGUUAUUAAGAAGCCGUGCUACAGACAGGACAGGGAAAAAAAAACCAGAAAAAACAAAAAAAAAAACAGCUCGUCUGCAGCCCUUAGAUUAGUGCGCCGCCCCAAAAGCAUCUGUUAUGUUAAUUCUGUAUAAAGCGAGAAAAGGAGGAGGAGGAGGAGGAGGAGGAGGAGGAGGAGGAGGAGGAGGAGGAGGAAGAAGAUCUCGUGUAGGGGAGGAUGCGGAGAGGGAUGCAGCUGUGGAGGAGGAAGUCAGGAAGCCCAUCCCCCCUGUGAGUUUCUAUGCCAUGGACAGUGAGAGCCUUGUUCUUGAGGCGGUGCGUCCGAAUGUGGUCAUCAUUUAUGACCCGGACAUAACCCUCGUGAGGGAGUUGGAGGUGUUCAAGGCAGAGAAUCCGUCCCAUGCACUGAAGGUCUACUUUUUGUUCUACGAUGCCUCCACGGAAGCAAAGAAGUUUGAGAGCUCUAUCCAGAAGGAGAACGGUGCGUUUGAGAGUUUGAUCAGGCAGAAGGCUUCAAUGAUGGUCUCUGUGGAUCAAGAUGGGAGGAUGCUGGGCCUUGAACCACGGACCCCGAUGUUGCCGUUGUUGACGCAAACGACGGUGUCGACGAGGAGAGCCGGGGGGCGUUUGGGAGCCCCGGAGAAGCAGAUGCAGGUGAUUGUUGACAUGCGAGAGUUCGUCAGCAGCCUGCCUUGCAUGCUUUAUCAACAAGGAAUGAAGGUCUUGCCAGUCACCCUGGAGGUCGGCGACUACAUCCUGUCCCCGCAGAUGUGCGUUGAGAGGAAGAGCAUCAGCGACCUGUUUGCGUCUUUUGCAUCUGGCAGGCUGUACCACCAGGCUGAGUCAAUGUUGCGAUACUAUAAAAUACCCAUCCUGUUGAUCGAGUUCAACCAGGACAGGAGUUUCUCGUUGUCGUCAGCAAACGAUCUUACGGAUGAUAUCAGCUCAUCAAGCAUCAUCUCGAAGAUGUCCCUUCUGGCGCUUCACUUUCCUCGACUGCGGAUCGUGUGGUCCCGGAGCCUCUAUGCAACGGCGGAGAUCUUCGCAUCUCUCAAGACACAUCAAGACGAACCCGAUCUGAAAAAGGCGAUGACUGUUGGCGUUCCGACCGAAGACGGGAUCAUUGAAGGAGACGCAAGGGCAGAACUGUUCAACACCACUGCGCAGGAGAUUCUCCGGCGCCUCCCGGGCGUCACCGAUGCAAACUACCGCACGCUAAUGGACGGUUGCAACAGUCUCGCAGAACUCGCGGAACUGCCGAUCGAACGGCUCCAAGUGCUCAUGGGGGGGCAGAAGUCUGCGAAGAUCCUCCGCGAUUUCCUUGACGCCAACGUAGCAGAGGGGUACGAGGAGGCAAAGGAGGAGGUGCAGGAGGAGGAGGAAGAGGGGGUAAAGGAGGAGGAGGAAGUGGAGGAGGGGUUAGAGGAGGAGGACGAUGAGGAGGAGGGGGUAAAGGAGGAGGAGGAGGAGGAAGGGGUAAAGGAGGAGGAGGAGGGGGUAAAGGAGGAGGAGGAGGAGGAGGAGGAGGAGGAGGAGGAGGAGGGCAACGACUACCAAGUUACAGCAAGCAGGUUAUGGAGCAAUGGUCAAGAACGGAGAACUCGAAGAGUUGCUGAGGAGUGUACGGCAGAAGAAGGCUGGGGGUACCAGCAAUUGAGCGCUCGGAACUGGAAAAUUUCCCAGAUGGGCAUGGUGCAGUGGAGGGGACAGAUCAUGGGAAUGAAUCGAGUCGUUUUGUGCGACUCAAUUCAUUCCCACGGCAGGAUUGUGGAGGUGAGGAGAUGGUGGUGAUCCGCAAAAACAACGUGGGAAUGGAUCGAGUCGCAAAUUCGCAAUGUGCCAGAAGAAAGUUGGUCAUUGACUGUGUCUGAGAGACUGUGAAGAAAGUGGGAGUGAGUGUAUGUGAGUUUAUGUGAGUGGAAGCGACAAGUCCUGUGCGAUGUUUGGCUGCUGGGACAUUUCACUGCAUUGGAUGGGCCGGUCAAUCGCAUUCUGAAUUGAAUCGCAGAACUUCGAGAAGGAGCAUGUACCCGUGUGUGCGAAGCGAGUACAGAAGAGAGGAGAGUGAGAGUGUAUGUGAGCCACGGUGACAAACCCUGUGGGAUGCUUGGCUGCUGAGACGUUGUGCGGUAUGAGAGAGGGGGGUCAGUCCCAUUCUACUGAGUUGAAGUGCAGAACAAGCAUGCACGAGUGUCUGCGAAGCGAGAGUACGGAAAGAGCUGAGGCAACGGCAGAAUGCUGCAGAUUGUGGAGGGUUGGGAGUUGGAGGAGGAAGUGAGUGUUAGGUGCAGUCACAAAGAGUAAUAUGCUGAAGCAGACUGCGGGGGGAGGGGGAUGAGCAUGCGGAAAGGAAGCAAAAACAACUGCAAGGGGUGGGAGGAGGGAGGAGGGAGGAGGGAGGAGGGAGGAGGUUCAUUGCCCUGCAGAUCAGGAUGCGUAGGGAAUUGACGACAAAGGCGGUUGCGUAAUAGUGUGCUUGUUAUAUCAGCCACAUAACACAAAACGAGCAAUUCGGUGAGAGUGGGAGCGAGCAGUGAGUCUGUCCUACGACUGCUUGAAAGUCGGAAACUUGCACCUCAAGCUGCACCCAGGUGCGCACAUCUUUUGUAGUGUCUAUGUGAAAGGUUAGGGCUGCGAGAAAUUGGAGAGAGACAGGCGAGUGAUGGCACUGGAUGAGCAUUGCGUUGUUGGGUGGAGGGGGUGGGUGGCUCUUGCCACUGCAUCGAUCCAUCGAAAAGGCAAUGUGACAGAGUGUUGGCUGCACUUUUUGUCCACUUCCGAACACAUAGCACAUGUUAUCGGUCAUAACACAUAGCAGCCAUCUCUGAAUUAUGAACUUUCAUGGUUAGCUUCGCAGCACAUGGCAACCAUCUCUGCCUUUUUUGGGAGAGCUACUGAGCAUUGAGUCGCGAAAGGUUGAUUGAAAGUUAAGAGCAGGUGUCGGCAGCGAAUGUGAUGAGAGCACUCUCUCAAAAAAGUGCUUGGGUAGGAAUCCAGAUUGGGAUAGAUUGUGAACUGGCAUCUGGAGGGGAACUUGGCAACAUACAUACAUACGUGUGUGUGUGUGUGUGUGUGUUGUCAUAUUCGCUAUACUUUUAAAAAAAGGCAUGACUGUACCGAACAGACUGUUUCGUCGGACUUUCACCGACUCAUCCGGAGGUUGAACCUGGACAGACAGCCUGCCCAGGAUUCAUGUGACUGAUGAAUAACGACUCCUGACCACAUUGCCCAAAGAGGAGUUAGCGAUAUCCACCCUUGAGAGAGAGAACAAGUGGUCGUCUUUACUCACGCCAACCAACCUUGCAAUCCUAGCAGGUCUGAACCUGGUCCAAACCCUUGACAAGAAGGGUAGUAAAGUCUGUGUGUGUGUGUGUGUGUGUGUGUGUGUGUGUGUGUGUGUGUGUGUGUGAGAGAGAGAGAGAGAGAGAGAAAGAGAGAGAGAGUAGUGUCAGUUGGACUUGUAGGGGCAUGCGUUCUCAGACGAGGAGGGCGUUAGUGGUAAUUGUGGCUCAUCAAUAUGUCCUGAAAGUUCCUUGUUGGCAGUUGUGCUAGAAUUUUACGCGAGUGUUUGAACUUUGAAAUGACAGCAUAAUGCUUGUAGUCCUGUGAGAUUCCACAAGUACGACGAAUGUGGUCAAGCCGUCAAGCGGUCGACAAUCUGUCAUUCAACAUCCAAAGAUGUGUAAGCAGAGCAGAGCAGAGUGCUGUGUAUGCAGCUCCAAGGGUUCAAUUAUUUACCUUAACUGAACAGAUUCAAGUCCUUUUGAGUAAAUUCAAGUCCUUUGA